GAUCGGGGCUUAGGCUAUUACCGACGUGGGUCCCGCAGAAGUUAUAGAAGAACUGCUGUAACUGCCAACCCUCGUCUCUUCGCCAUCGCCUACAGUUCUACGCAAUGCACUUGUAUAAAUAAAAAAAUAGUGCAGCGAAACUGAUGUAAGCGCCCAAGGGCGUCUUGGCGACCUGAGUGAUGAAAGGCCGGCGAUAGACGGGGCUUCUCCGAUUCCGCCGGUAAUGCGAAGCUGAAAAUAUUUGUGGGAUCUGUAGAUGCCUGCCCUCGCCUCCCAGUCGAGGCGCCACGGCGGGGCCGAGAGCCGAGGUCACGAUGGCCAUAGGGCCAGCCGCGGCGGGGGCCACGACAGUGGUGCGUACUACGACAGCGACGCCCCGCCGCCUCCUGCAUCGCGUGGAGGGGCUCGUCCCAGCAGCCGUCAUCACAGCACGGCCGCCUACUUUCCUGACGGCAGCGGCCACAACCGCCAGCCCCACGGCGCGUACGACGACGACGCCGGCGCCGCCAACGGCGCUGGGCAGGGGGGGCCCCAGGUGCAGAUGCCUGGACCUGACCUGGCCAGCGGGGGGGCAGGGGGCUUGUCGGGGGUGAGAGACCCGUACGACAAACCCACACGCAACCAGCUGGCCGGUGCCCAGAGCCGGCUUCGCCAGGACAAACGGAGCGGGGCGCUGAUGGAGGUCGCGAGCCGCUACCGCACCUUGUUUGCGGGCAGCCACAUCGUGCGCAAGGGGUUGAGGCGGAGCAUAGGCGAUGCCUACGCGGCGUACGUGGGGCAGGUGGUGAACCUGCCCGACGACACCUACGCACUGGCGUUGAGGGCUCUGGACGGAACCUUCUCUGCCAAGCAGCAGACCAACUGCGCAGUGGAUUUCAACCUGUGGACGUCGCCCUUUGCCACCUCACGCGCCAAGCAUGCGCAAGUCUUUAACACAGCCAAGAAGAUCAUGCGCGACCUGGAGGGCUAUGUGUACGAUGUGUCGUACUACUGCCCCCGCCAACUCGACGAGCUGAGGGAGACGCGGCGACGGGGCGGCGCGCGCACACCCGGGGGCGAGAGCUACAAGGAAGGCGACCAGCUGCAGACCGCCGAGCCGCCCCUGCACAAAGAGGCCGUGCCGGUGGCGCGCCGCGGGGCUGCCGCCGCCACCGCCGCCGCUGCCGCUGCCGCUGCCGCUGCCGCCGGGGCCGGGGCCCAGCACGGCGACGCCACGCAGCCGCGUGUCAACCCGAUCACGGGCGCCAUCCGACAGGCAUACGACGCACGUGACCCACACCAGCAGCAGCACCAGCACCAGGGCCAGCACCAGCAUUCGCCGUCGCCUCAGCGGCCGCGGACCGCGCCGUCGGCGGGCCCGACGCAGCCACGCGGUAGACCCCGGGACUCUGCUGGGGGCGGAGACUCGAGCGCGGAUGAGCGAGGGAGAGCGGGAGGAGGAGGGCGGCCGCGGGGGCGUGGAGGUGCGGCGGGCGCGGCACGGAAUGUGUCGGCGGCCCUGGAUGCGGCGGCGGUGGAAGAGGAGGAGCAGGCGCAGCGGCGCGGCAUGCCGCCGGGGCCGCGGCGCCUGGGCUUCAUGGGGGAGCAGCGCCUCAGGGGCCUGCGCCGCCUGUCCAGCCCGGCUAUGUACAUCAAGACGCCGCCGCACUACAAGAUUUCCAACUACUACAGCCACGUCAGCCCCACCGAGGACGUCUUGGGGUUUAUGCACAAGCGGCUGCAUCAACAGGCGGAGCGGCGCAAGCAGGUGCAGCAGGACAAGGUGGCGGCGGCGGCGGAGGCGGGCGUGGACUUUGGCCAGCCGCCGGCUGACGCGGCGGCCGCGGCGGCGGCGGCAGUGGAUGAGGCGGCCGCGCAGCAGCAGGAGCAGCUGAAGGUGAUGGAGAAGAUCCUCAAGCUGGGCACGCGACACGCCGGACCCGUGCCCCGCGGCGGCAAGGGCGCUUUCCAGAUGGGCGGCGGCCCCGGCACCUCCCGCUCCUCCCCGCGCGCCUCGCCCGGCCGUGACGGCAACGACACCCCCGUCCUCAUCACCACCUACAACCUGCCGCCACAACCCGACCCGGCGGCGGCGGCAGCCGCCGCCGCCGCCCGCCGCUACAGCACCGGCGGCGAGGGCGGCGCGCCGCCGUCCGAAACGGACCGCAUCAUGUGGAUCGUGGAGACGGCGUACGACCUGGGUCUGGCGGAGGUGCUGGGACUGGAGGGGCCGCCGCAGUACCCUCGCAGCCGCCGUAUCUCGCCCGUGAAGUACCGCCGGCAGUACUAUGACGCGCUGUACGGCAGCCCCGAGCGGCUGUACGGGCCUGCAGAUGCGGCGGCGGCGGCGGCGGCACCGGGCCAUCGGGGCAUGUCGCCGGUGACGCCGAUCAUGGGCGUUGCACGGCCCCCGCGUGCGGCUUCACCGCUGUCGCCGCCGCAAGCGGCGGCGGGUCACCCGCCACAGCCGCAGUACCAGGGGGCUGCAGGGGCGCCGGCGGUGGCGGCCGCGGGGGCAGCCAACCCGUACGGGUAUGCGUACCCGUCGCCGCCGCCGCCGCACCACCCGCCGCCGCCUGGGUACUACAGCCACGUGCAAGUGCCGCCGGACUGGCAGGGGCCCACGGGGUAUGCGGUGGAGGUGGCGGCGGCGCGGCGGCGUGUGCACGAGGCGUACCCCGACCCGCCUGCACAGUGGUACCCGCGCAGCCGCCGCAUCAGCCCCUGAAGAACGAAGGGCCCGUGGCUGCAGGUCCCGAGGGGAAGUUGCGCGAGGGUGCUGUGUUUGGACGGUCUUUUUAAUUGUUGCAGCUGUGAGGGGAUGGGUGCACGCGGGUGGUAGAUGGUGAAUAGGGCGGGCACUUUGUUCGAUCAGCUUGGCGAUGCGAAGAAUGUCGCUUGGUGGAAUGGCUUGGCGGGCAGGAAACGGAAAGGUCAUUGCUAUGUUUGGCGAACGUCUGCCUUCCGGGGCCUUCCGGGGCUUUUGUAACUUGGGCCACAA
Molecule: messenger RNA, 2980 nt
Organism: Chlamydomonas reinhardtii
Lineage: Eukaryota; Viridiplantae; Chlorophyta; Chlorophyceae; Chlamydomonadales; Chlamydomonadaceae
Exons: 8
Coding region: 257-2707 (816 amino acids)
Source: RefSeq, a predicted model, not a curated record